Molecule: messenger RNA, 741 nt
Organism: Anopheles maculipalpis
Lineage: Eukaryota; Metazoa; Arthropoda; Insecta; Diptera; Culicidae
Product: uridine diphosphate glucose pyrophosphatase NUDT14-like
Exons: 2
Coding region: 66-701 (211 amino acids)
Biological process (GO): nucleoside phosphate metabolic process; ribose phosphate metabolic process
Molecular function (GO): UDP-sugar diphosphatase activity; metal ion binding
Source: RefSeq, a predicted model, not a curated record
UAGCAUGUUUCUACGGCAGUGCUAAGAAAAAUAGUUGCAAUCUGCAAGUCUGCAAAAGAUUCACGAUGAACAACAUUAACAACAUACACUACGGUCCACUGCCAGCCGAUUCUCCUUACGUGAAACCAUUCCGCUUCCAUUACACACAAAAUGGGAAGCAAAAGUCGUGGGAUCUGCUGAAAGUGCACGAUUCGGUUUCGAUCGUCAUUUUCAACGUAACGCGAAAGAAGCUGGUUUUCGUGAAACAAUUCCGGCCUGCCGUUUACCAUGGCAUCAUCAGUGGGGAUGGAGUACAACCGGGUGACAUCGAUAUGGUAAAGUAUCCACCGGAAAUUGCCGUCACAAUGGAACUGUGCGCGGGGAUCAUCGACAAACCGAUAUCCAUCGUCGAGAUAGCGCGCGAGGAAAUCUUAGAAGAAUGCGGCUAUGAUAUUCCGGCCAAUCGGAUCGAACAAAUCAUUCGCUAUCGUUCCGGCGUCGGAACAUCCGGCGCUGAGCAAACGUUGUUCUACGCGGAAGUGACCGAUGCGGAUAAGGUCCCAUCGGCCGGCGGUGGUGUUGACGAUGAAAUAAUCGAUGUUGUCGAGUACGAUGUGGAGGAAGCACGCAAGUUGACAGAAAAGGGCACGGUCAUUUCGAGCCCGCCAUCGUUUCUGUUCGGAUUGCUCUGGUUUCUGGUGAACCGGGCACCGAAGAACUAAACUACUGUGAUAGUGGCACCGCAGCGAAAGGGCGCGAUAG